Ostreobium quekettii is the source of this 1971-nucleotide messenger RNA. Lineage: Eukaryota; Viridiplantae; Chlorophyta; Ulvophyceae; Bryopsidales; Ostreobiaceae. The record is from the annotation of a GenBank genome assembly.
AUGCCGCCAUCUGUGUCACAUGUGCCUGCUGCAUUUAGGCCUGAAACAGAGACGCAACAGACCUUGCAGAGGAGGCAGGUCCAGAUGGAGAAGAUUAGGAUGAUGACAGAGCAGAAGGGCAUGAAUGAAGGCGAUGCAUCUGACAGAGAGCGCGAGGAGCAACGGAGACGGCAGCCCGCUUCCGAUCGGGAGGCCAUGGAAAAGGAGCACAAGAAGCGCUUGAAGGAGGGGAAAAAGGGCCGCGAAGACGAAGAUCGGCGGCGCAAGGACGCAGAGAAGGAGCGCCGCAAGCAGGAAAAGAGGCGGGCUAAGGACGGCAAGGAGCGCGGGCGGGACCGGGUGAGGGCCCGUGACGGCGACGAUUCCAGCGACCGAGAACUGGGGAGGGAGAAACGUGGGCGAGAGCGCGACUAUGACCGCAAGGAUGUUGAUUCUGAAGACAAGGCCCACAAUGAGAGGGAUUUCUCAGAUUCUCCCUUGGAAGCGUCCCCAAAUGGAAGGUACGACGAGCGCGAAGUGCCAAAGAGGAGGCCAACAGAUGGGAGGUUGGGCCCUCCUGAGCAAAUGGUCCUUGACACUGACGUUGAGGCCCCAAGGCUGCACAAAGCUCAUGGUAGAGUUGUGCUGGCUGGGGCCUUGAGGCAACAAGCCCAGAAUGAUGAGGAAUAUGAGGAGUGGCAGCAGGAUCCCCACAAAACGGGCAGGGAGGGUGAUGAGGCCAUGUAUGUGGCGGAAGACUACCAUGAAGGGGGGUACUGGGUGGAACGACCCAGAAUCCUUCGUAGGGUUCCUGUAGCUGCCCCUGGGGAGUAUUACGAGGUAGACGGGGCCCCUCAGGGUUACGUGACCCACGUGAGAGGCUACCCUGCUGAGGUUGUUGAUGAAAGAGUUGGUGAGGGAGAGAUGUACUACCCCGAGGAGCGACUGAGGCCUGUGGCAAGGCUAGCCCCAAGGGGGAGGAUCCCGCCAAGGGGCAGAACGAUCGUCCGAGGUGGUCCACAACUGCGCCUGCAUGGCGAGCCAGGGUACGGGCGGGCUGUGUACAGGGCACCUAUCCCUGGACAUUAUGCCAGGGGGGGGAUUCCCAGAGCGGUGGGAGGCGUUAACAGGGAUGGGCUGCAGCCAGAUGAAGGUGAGCACCAGCGCAUCGUGAGAAUGGGCGCCCCAAUGAGGUACGUAAGGGGUGCAGGUGUGAGAAUUGAUCGAGGCCGUGGUAGGACGGGUGUUGUUGGGGUCGGUGGCCACAGGCCGAUGCCUCGCAGGUUUGACAGCUUGGGGCUGGACAUGAACGCCCCUGGGUACUACCGAAAGGGGGAGGCAGCACCAGAGAGAUACAAUCCCGAAGAAGAUGAGCCAGAGGAGUUACGGAGGGGGUCGGCUGGCAAGAGGUGGGAGAAAAUCAGGCAAGAAGAUGAAGUGAUGGAAGAGGUGGAGAAGGGACAUGCAGACCAGUCAGGUGUGGCUCUGAGUCACCAGGGUGGUGCUGUAGGACUGCCUGCUGUGCAGGUGAGGGGGGAGAGAUACCAACAUAUGGCUGGGGAGGAAAUCCACCCUGUGGAAGGGGAGCCAAAUGAAGAUAUGGAAUUUGAGAUGACAAAAAGCCCAUCACCCCAGGGUGGUUCGAUUAUGGAAACUCCGCCAUCGCGCAAGCGCCGGCCUUCUCAAUAUCGCUCAGAGUGUCCCUCUCCUUCAUCUGACUACUAUGAGAAGGUCUUGGCAUCACGCAAAAGAUUGUUGCCUGGGUUGUUGUACACGGUGCUGAGCUUGGCCGUUUGCGCACUGGACCCAUUGUUUAUGCUGGCACCGCAUCUGGUCAGGUUGUUCUUUACUAUGGGUAUAUGCAUAAGCUGGCCUCAACAGCGCAGCAGCAUUUAUGAACAAAAGAAUGAGCAAACGGUGGGAAGGAAUGUGCAAAACGCGAGGGGAGACAGACUUUACAGUGUUGGACAACGCGAAGUGACUGCUGCAUGA